CAUCCAUCCGACCCUAUUGCUGGCCGACGAGUUAGCAAUUUUCUGUCGUUCGGAGACCUCAUUUUAAGUCUCCUAUACAUCAUUCCGGCCACGCUUGCCUGCUUAAUUCAGUUGGACUGUUAGCCGUUCUUUUAUCGCCUAUCAUGGCAUCUCCAGAGACGUUCCUAUCGGCCUUGACUAGCCGGUCGCUCCGUAAUGUCCGAUCGGAGUUGGAGUUCUUAGCAGAUGCCUCCGUCAUCACCCCUCAGCAGCUCUCAUCCAUUCUAUCACAACUACCUAAUUCGAGUGAAAGCGAACGUCAAGUGUCCGCACCGGCACAGCCGUCUCCAGUUCAGCUACCACCCCCUGCUGCUCAGAGUAUACCUUCGCCUGCCGCUGCUCAGCCUGUACCAUCGCCCGCACCAUACUCACCACCUACCGCUCAGCUUGCCAAUACUUCUUUGAACGAAAAGGCACAGUACGGAGUUAAUCCGCCCGCACCUCAGCAACACUAUGCGAGUCCGCCUCCUGCCUACCCACAAGCACCCACUGUGCUUUCUGUCGCCUCUGCACUCUAUGCAUACACUCCGACCGAUGCUGGGGACCUAGCUUUGCAGCCAAACGACCGUAUUCAGGUCUUAGAGCAUAUGAAUGCCGACUGGUGGCGUGGUCGCAACGAGCGCACAAACCUCGAGGGUAUCUUCCCUCGGAGCUAUGUUAAUGUCCUGGACGAGAAAGCGGUUGCGCCACCUUCCAGCUACGGAAAUAUGCCUCUUGACGUCAGCCAGAGCGGUUCCUCAUCCACGCCUGGUAAACACGGCAAGUUUGAGGAACACGGCAAGAAAUUCGGCAAGAAGAUGGGCAAUGCUGCUAUCUUCGGCGCCGGUGCUACGAUUGGAUCCAACAUUGUCAAUAGCAUCUUCUAGUUCACUUUCUUGGUGCAUGGCUGGAUCGCUUUAUGUCGUUGAUUAUCGAACGAGAUGUGCGUUCCGCUUGUCUUUCUUUCUCAUUUGUUCCAUGGGAGCGGCGUUGGUGGUUCGGUUUAUCCUAUUUUUCUGUGCAUGAAGGGCAGGCCCAUAAGUGAACGGAAGGUCUUGAAAGAGUUAAUCAUCGCCUGUUCGGGUAUAUGUUAAGGGUCUUUUGCUAUGAACUCUCUAACUUGGCUUUUCAGGGUAUCUACGUGCCAAAAGGCGUUUUGGUCAAAACUAUUCUUAGGGAAAGCCCAAUACGGGUUCUAAUUGUAUGGUUCCAAA
Aspergillus nidulans FGSC A4 is the source of this 1232-nucleotide messenger RNA. RefSeq lists its product as uncharacterized. NCBI's taxonomy places the organism in Eukaryota, Fungi, Ascomycota, Eurotiomycetes, Eurotiales, Aspergillaceae. The coding region runs from base 144 to 905 and encodes 253 amino acids. The transcript has 4 exons. The record is from RefSeq and is a predicted model, not a curated record.